Messenger RNA from Drosophila persimilis, 1877 nucleotides. RefSeq lists its product as uncharacterized. Bases 57 to 1877 code for a protein of 606 amino acids. NCBI's taxonomy places the organism in Eukaryota, Metazoa, Arthropoda, Insecta, Diptera, Drosophilidae. The transcript is spliced from 8 exons. The record is from RefSeq and is a predicted model, not a curated record.
UCUCGACUGUGGCAACAGGAAACAAAGAGCUUAUAUAAGAAAUUUGAUCAACGGACAUGAAGAUGUGCAGAUUGCCGAUGCAACCGCUGCUGCUGGGGCUCUGGCUGCUGCUGCUGAUUGAAGUGCAGCAACCCAUCAGCGGCCUGGAACAGAGUACAGACUACUCGGUGGUGAGCAAAACGGCGGCAGUGGCCACCACCACAUCGGCUCCUCCACACACGGUGGCGCCACCUCUACGCAGCUUCAAGGGCCGCAUUCAGACCACGACUCCGACGUCCAGAACAGCGACUGGGACUCGCCCUCUGGCCACUGGAGCGGAGGCGCAGCAGGAGCUGGUGGGCAUCUCCUCCAAAUCGUAUAUUUCGGGACCCACCACCCAGGCCUCGAAGCUGUCCAAGCGCGCCGGCCUGGCCGGCCCCAAAAAGUUCCCCAAGGACGUCCGCAACCGCAGCAGCGUCGCCGUGGAGCGCAACAAGCUGCAUCAUGAUGUGCCCGACCAUGUACCGGACUCUUCUGGCUAUAUACCGCAUCGCAUUGGACAUCCUGUUCACCUGGACUACGGGUCCACGGGCGUGGAUUCUAGUGGAGCUCCGACAGGAAGUGCCGGCUAUCAUGCGCCGCCCUAUGAGGGCAACAAGUGGCACGAGGAGUACUGGGAUCAGGAAUACGCGGGUCAUCAGUUUCUCCACAACAGCACUAGAGUGCAACACAUUGAAGCGGAGUGCCAGGACGACUACAUGAAAAUACGCAUUGGCUUUAAUGGCUCCUUCAGUGGACUGCUCUACUCUGCGGGCUAUGCCUACGAUCCGGACUGCAUGUACAUCAAUGGCUCGGGUCGGGACUAUUACGAGUUCUAUAUCCAAUUGAAUCGUUGUGGCACACUGGGCAAGAACUCCCUGCAGGAGGAGAGUCGCAAGAAUCCAACAAACUUUAUGUGGAACACGGUGACGGUACAAUAUAAUCCACUGAUUGAGGAGGAGUACGAUGAGCACUUUAAGGUCACGUGCGAGUAUGGCUACGACUUCUGGAAGACGGUGACGUUUCCCUUUCUAGAUGUGGAGGUGGCCACUGGCAAUCCUGUUGUCUUCACACUGAGUCCACCCGAAUGCUAUAUGGAAAUCCAGAAUGGCUACGGCAUUGGGGGACCCCGCGUGACGGGGCCGGUGCGAGUGGGCGAUCCCCUGACCCUGAUCAUCUACAUGAGGAGCAAGUACGAUGGCUUUGACAUUGUGGUCAACGAUUGCUACGCACACAAUGGCGCCAACAAGCGGAUACAGCUCAUCGAUCAGCAUGGCUGUCCGGUGGAUGACAAGCUCAUCUCACGCUUCAGGGGCUCCUGGUCCGAUGCGGGCGUCUACGAGACACAGGUGUAUGCGUACAUGAAAACCUUUCGGUUCACUGGCUCCCCAGCCCUCUACAUUGAGUGUGACGUCCGCAUGUGCCACGGACGUUGUCCGAGUCAGCCCUGUCAUUGGCGCAACCUGAAGGCGGUCACUAAGCGCGACACCUCCAACAUGACGGCCACGAAUCUCUCUCUCCCUCCAUUGUCCGUCGAUGGAGACGCCGCCACCGCCACCACGGAGAGUCCCUCCACGCAGACUUCGCUCUCGGAGAACGUGAACCUGUUCCAGUCGCUGCGCGUGCUGCAGGAGGGUGAAAACGAUGGCGAUGAUGUCUAUGCCCAUCGCCAGACAAAGCCCCCAGGGCCGCACCAGACCUGCCUGAAGACCUCGACCUUCUCAGCGCUGACCGCCGCUGGCUCAGCCCUGCUUUGUGUGCUGACGGUGACGCUAUUCAUUGCCUGCUCGAGGCUGAAGCGGCGCAAGGAGUCGACGCUCUACGACUCCUACAUAGCGCACAAGGGUCAAAUCGAUUAA